GUUUGAAAACAACCCAGCAGGCUCUAAGGAAGGAAGAAGGCUGGGAAGCGACCCGCUCGCCUCCGUCCAAGCGUUUUGCUCCAGGUGACCAGCGGCGCUGGGGGUGGAGGCGCGAGCGGAGCCGCUCGGCGUGGGUCAGCGCGGCGGAGGCCCGGGGCGCAGAAGUGGACAACUGAUGGAACAUUCCGCUGGGAAGAAUAAAACUGUUCUUACAUGGUAGUUUGCUCAGCCUAGACUGAGAUCCAUACAGGGAAAGCUCUUUAAACAACAGUGACUCAGAACGCUUGGACUCCUGAAUGACUGAGGCCUUGAGAGGAAAACGUUAAGACUUUGCAUUUUGCUGUCAGUUCAGUUAAGCAACUAUGGAAAUAGAAAACAAGCACGUUUAUGUUAACCCUGCAGAACUCGAUAAUCUAAGUGAUGCUCCAUUUUCUGGUGAUGAAGAAAAUGGUGGGUCUGAGGAACGAAAGACUGAAAUCAAUGGAAAUUGGAUUCCUGCAACUUCAAUUACUGAAGCUAAAAUAAAUGCUAGAGCAAAAAGACGAUUGCGGAAAAAUUCUUCUCGAGAUUCUGGGAGAGGAGACUCAGUUAGUGACAAUGGAGAGACACUGAAGACUGGAGUUGUUGUACCAACAAGCCCAAAGGGGAAAGUCCUGGACAGGCGAUCCCGGUCUGGAAAGGGAAGGGGUCUACCAAAGAAAGGUGGAGCAGGUGGUAAAGGAGUUUGGGGAACACCAGGUCAAGUGUAUGAUUUGGAAGAAGUAGAUAUUAAGGAUCCUAAUUAUGAUGAUGACCAGGAGAACUGUGUCUAUGAAACAGUAGUUUUGCCUCUGGAUGAAAGAGCAUUUGAGAAAACUUUAACACCAAUCAUACAGGAAUAUUUUGAACAUGGAGAUACUAAUGAAGUUUCGGAAAUGCUAAAGGAUUUAAACCUCGGUGAAAUGAAAUACAGUCUGCCAGUGUUGGCUGUUUCCUUGGCUUUAGAGGGGAAGGCUAGUCACAGGGAAAUGACAUCCAAGCUUCUUUCUGACCUUUGUGGGACAGUAGUAAGCAAAACUGAUGUGGAAAAAUCAUUUGAUAGACUACUUAAAGAUCUACCUGAAUUGGUUCUGGAUUCUCCCAAAGCACCACAGUUGAUGGGCCAGUUUAUUGCGAGAGCUGUUGGAGAUGGGAUUUUAAGCAGUACUUACAUAGAUGGCUACAAAGGCACUGUGGAUUGCACCCAAGCUCGAGCUGCACUUGACCGAGCUACUGUGUUGCUGAGUAUGACAAAAGGUGGAAAGCGUAUAGACAACGUGUGGGGGUCAGGAGGUGGCCAGCAGUCUGUGAAACACCUUGUGAAAGAGAUUGAUAUGUUACUGAAGGAAUAUUUGCUUUCUGGAGAUGUACUGGAAGCUGAACGUUGCCUUCAGGAGCUGGAAGUACCCCAUUUCCACCAUGAACUUGUAUAUGAAGCAGUGGUGAUGGUUUUGGAGUCAACUGGAGAAAAGACUUUUAAAAUGAUACUGGAUUUGUUGAAAUCUCUCUGGGGGUCUUCUGUCAUUACUAUGGAUCAAAUGAAGAGGGGCUAUGAACGAGUUUACUGUGAAAUCCCAGAUAUUAACCUGGAUGUGCCACACUCCUAUUCUGUGCUUGAGCGGUUUGUAGAGGAAUGCUUUCAGGCUGGAAUAAUUUCCAAACCACUGAGAGACCUCUGUCCUUCAAGAGGCAGAAAGCGUUUUGUGAGCGAAGGAGAUGGAGGUCGUCUUAAACUAGAAAGUUACUGAAUGUGAAAACCAACUGCUGAAGCCUUAAAAGUUAAAAGGGAAAAACAUAUAUAUAUAUGUACACACACACACGCAUGCAUAUAUAUAUAUGUGUCUGUGUAUAUAUGUGUACAUAUACACACACACUUUUGGAGUGUGUAUGUAUGUGUGUAUGUAUACACACACAUACAUAAUACACAAACAUUGCUUAGCACAGUUCAUAUUUUUUAAAGCACAUGUUUUGGGUACAAAUCAUUUUUUAAAUAGUUUUAUAAAUUUCAGGAAGAAAACUUUCUUUGGGCAUGUAGUAGAACAACUGGCCACUCUGCUGUGGUCGUGCCUUCAAAUAAGCUAUCUUUUUAUAAGUGCCAUAUGUUUAUGACCUAAUCAUUCCACGUUUGCCUCAAUGUCUAACUGCCCCUCUUUCUUUCAAGGACAGUGUUUUCAUCAUAAAAGCACUGGUUUAUACAGAGCUUUACAGAAGGGUCAAGUUAUGCUGCUGUGACCCCAUUUUCAUUGCUGCUGAAGAAAUACUAUGCUUUGGGAGGAAAAAUAGUUGUUUCUUUGUUUUAAAGAGCCCAAGAAAAUGGGGUUGGGUCAUAAAUUCAUCUGUUCCAGGGGAGAGAACAUUGGUAGGUUUUAGAUUUUCUAGCUACCACUUACCAAACUGCUUUUUUUUUCUCUAUGUAACUGGAAAAGUGAAAAGUUCUACUAGAACAUAUUAAAGUAUUUUUUUUUUUUG
Dromaius novaehollandiae (emu) is the source of this 2487-nucleotide messenger RNA. RefSeq names its product programmed cell death 4 (gene PDCD4). NCBI's taxonomy places the organism in Eukaryota, Metazoa, Chordata, Aves, Casuariiformes, Dromaiidae. Gene Ontology annotation, cellular component: cytosol; nucleus. Gene Ontology annotation, biological process: negative regulation of DNA-templated transcription. Bases 363 to 1766 code for a protein of 467 amino acids. The transcript has 13 exons. The record is from RefSeq and is a predicted model, not a curated record.